CAUCUUGGUUGUCUAAAUAGCAAUAACCUUGUCUUCAAAGCUCCAAAAGCAAAAUGUCCAUGCUGAAGAUCUUCUUUGUCUCGUUACUUUUGGGAGCACUGAAAACCGAAAGCAAGGUGUUUGUUUCCGAGAAGGAUCCACGCAAUGUCAGGCCGAGAGAUGCAAUUACUUCAUCAAUUGUCCGCGGAAUGCCGGUGAGGGAGAGGCGGAUGUUCUUUGUACGCAUUCUGUCUCUAGACUCCGAUCACUUUUGUGGGGGGACACUGAUUGAGUUGCAAUGGGUAGUUACGGCAGCUCAGUGUGUUUACCAUUCACAAGUUGAAAACAUCAGCGUCGAGGUGAAGGAUUUUUCGGAACCCCUGCUGGUCGAUGAUUCUAUUAGUCGAUUCAACUUUGUCGCCCAAGUUUUCUUUCCUCCAGGGUUGCAAAUAGAUGAAAAUUUCCUGCCUCGAUAUGACAUUGCGCUUCUUAAACUUAGCAGUCCUGUGCGUGGCCAGUUUGAACUAAUUGACCUCUGCAGUCGGAAAAUAGGCGGGUGGCAACCUUUAGGGGCUAUGGGCCUCGGGGCCAUUUCCGGCCAGACUUUUGAACUCCCCGAUACUUUGCUAGAAACUGUUUUCCACGAAACCUAUUUCCAAUCUACAAAUGUGUUUAACAUGAGAUUCUGUAAAGAGUAUAAUGUUUGCACUGAAAAUUUGUUUCAUGGCUCCAAUAUGUGCGCUAUGGACCAAGGCGGGCCAUUAGUGACCUACUACUGUGAGACAUUUGUGCCUCAAUGUUUGUAUGGCGUGGCUAGUUUUUACUUGUCCAAAAAUGGACAUCCGAGGGACGCUUGCAAUGGUGGCAGUACAUUCACUAGUAUUCCUUAUUUUUACGAAUGGAUCAAAAACACGAUUUACUCGAACGAUGGAUGAACGAGUCCAAACUUCUUGUUUAUUGGAAUCUUUGUUUUAAGAAUCAGAAAGCUGUAAGUUUUAAUUCAAACUUUCACAGA
Messenger RNA from Symsagittifera roscoffensis, 994 nucleotides. Its product is annotated as glandular kallikrein, prostatic-like. The transcript is spliced from 4 exons. Bases 54 to 914 code for a protein of 286 amino acids. The record is from RefSeq and is a predicted model, not a curated record. Gene Ontology annotation, biological process: proteolysis. Gene Ontology annotation, molecular function: serine-type endopeptidase activity. Lineage: Eukaryota; Metazoa; Xenacoelomorpha; Acoela; Convolutidae.